Molecule: messenger RNA, 2049 nt
Organism: Pyricularia oryzae 70-15
Lineage: Eukaryota; Fungi; Ascomycota; Sordariomycetes; Magnaporthales; Pyriculariaceae
Product: branched-chain-amino-acid aminotransferase
Exons: 2
Coding region: 410-1669 (419 amino acids)
Biological process (GO): L-leucine biosynthetic process; L-valine biosynthetic process
Cellular component (GO): mitochondrion
Molecular function (GO): branched-chain-amino-acid:2-oxoglutarate transaminase activity
Source: RefSeq, a predicted model, not a curated record
GUUGCUGGCGUCUUUUUUUUUUCUAAUCGUGCUUCUCCUAGACUCUGGUUUUCUCUCCUUAUCUUUCACCUCGCAUACAAAUAUAUAAAAUAUUCCCAAGCAUCUUUGCUUUGUACCCUGCGACACGUGCUGGAACAAGAUCUAUAGCGUUUCAUAAGCAGAUCUCUCUUUAUUUACACUUCUCAAGACCCCAAAACACCUCGUGGUACAUUCCAGAAAUAGCAACACGGUUUUACCUGCCCACCGCCAUCUCCUCUAUUAUCCGAGCAAGUCGAGUCGUAUAGUCCCCUCGGGACAUAUAUUGCUACGCCUUGCUGCUUUUGCCUACUUACCUGGGCAAGACAUCGCAAAACCUGUCGACUUUCCUUUUCUCCGGUAGAAAACAGACAACCAAAUUUAAACCGCAACAAUGGCUCCUCCGGCCGCCAUCACACCGGUCACCCCCGGCACUCCCGAGCCCAGCCUCAACAAGGGCGGGCCAGACACCAACCUGACCGCCGCCGCCAUCGGUCACAAGAUGUCACAGGCCUCCGAGUACCAGGAACUCGACGCAUCCAAGCUCAUCUACAACCUCACCACUAGCCCAAGGGCCCUUCCGGACUACGACACGGCCGCCGCCGGCUCCGAGACCGUCUGCACCGACCACAUGGUGACGGCGAACUGGCAUGCAGCCACGGGCUGGUCCGCCCCGACAAUCAAGCCCUACGGACCCCUCAGCCUCAUGCCCACUGCCUCAGUCCUCCACUACGCCACCGAGUGCUUCGAGGGCCUCAAGGCCUACCGCGGCUACGACGGCAAGCUGCGCCUGUUCCGCCCGGACCGCAACGCCAACCGCAUGCUCAUGUCGUCGGUGCGCAUCGCCCUCCCUUCCUUCCCGCCCGAGGCCCUCGAGAAGCUCCUCAUUGCCCUCAUGGCCGUUGACGGACCCAAGUGGCUGCCGCGCGAGAGGCCCGGCACCCUGCUGUACCUCCGCCCCACCAUGAUCGGCACCCAGGCCCAGCUGGGCGUGCAGGCCCCCAACCAGGCCAUGCUCUUCAUCACGGCCUCCUACUUCCCCACCAUGGACUCUCCCGCCGGCGGCAUGCGCCUGCACACCUCGCCCGAGGACAUGGUGCGCGCCUGGGUCGGCGGCUUCGGCUACGCCAAGGUCGGCGCCAACUACGGCCCCUCGCUUCUGGCCACCAAGGAGGCCAAGUCCAGGGGUUUCCACCAGAUCCUGUGGCUGUACGGACCCGAGGGUUACUGUACCGAGGCCGGCGCCAGCAACUUCUUCGUGCUCAUGAAGAACAAGCAGACGGGCCGCCUCGAAAUCGUCACCGCCCCGCUCGACGACAGGGUCAUCCUCGGCGGUAUUACCCGUAUGAGCGUCCUGGAGCUGGCGAGGUCGAGGCUCGGAGACGAGGUUGACGUCGUCGAGCGCCGCUACACCAUCGAUGAGGUUUUUGAGGCCUAUGCCGAGGGUCGCAUCGUUGAGUCGUUUGCGUCUGGAACUGCUUAUUUUGUCUGCCCCAUCUCCUUGAUCCACCACCGCGGCAAGGAGGUCUCAAUUCCCAUGGGCGAAGACGGCCAGGGUGGCAAGUACACUCUCAAGCUGAAGCAGUGGCUCAAGGACAUCAUGUAUGGCAACGAGCAGCACGAGUGGGGAGUUGUCGUUCCAGAGGAGCAGUAAAGCGAUCAUAAUUCUUUUCUUCCUUUUUUUUCUUUUCUUUUCUUUGUCUAUCUCAUGAAGCAUUGACGACCUUUGUUGGACAAAAAAAUCCGGCGUCGGGAUCAUGAGGGGUUGUAUUCGGCGUUAUCAUAAAGAGGAAACGGAGUUUACGGGUUGGGCGGUAUUCUGCAUCGCUCAAAACAGCACAAGAUUUCACUUACGUUUUUCUAGACAUGUUGGCACAGGUUUGCUGCUUAUGGGGAAGCUAAACGUAAAUAACGAUCCUGGUCUAAAGUAGACGAUUCAUAGCAAAUGUGAGGUGAAGCUAAAUGGGUUAAAUGAUCCUCCAAAUGCUGUUAGCAAAGCAAUCAUCUUGAAUGUAACUUUCCUCCAAAAUCGCC